Carassius carassius (crucian carp) is the source of this 1111-nucleotide messenger RNA. Its product is annotated as centriole, cilia and spindle-associated protein-like. Gene Ontology annotation, cellular component: ciliary transition zone; spindle; centriole. Gene Ontology annotation, biological process: regulation of mitotic spindle assembly. The record is from RefSeq and is a predicted model, not a curated record. NCBI's taxonomy places the organism in Eukaryota, Metazoa, Chordata, Actinopteri, Cypriniformes, Cyprinidae. The coding region runs from base 212 to 1063 and encodes 283 amino acids. The transcript has 5 exons. Gene Ontology annotation, molecular function: microtubule binding.
CGCACUGUAAAUCACCAAAGCUGUAAUAUCGCCGAGGCUUGUUUUUUAGUACGCAGCAGGCGCUCAACAGCGAUGGAUUGAUGGAUUUGUAAUUCACAGGGAUACACGAAUAGAAAUGUACGACUUCUUCCAACGCUAAAGCAUUAGGAACGGAAAAGAAAGGAGUGGUAAUAAAAGCAUCGCAAGCCACACUGUGCACUUCUAAGAGCAGAUGCAGGGCCAAAUGUCUUCCAAUAACAACAUCAUGUCCAAGAAUAUCCGGACGGAGUACAUGAAGAAGUUCAGAGAUCCCAAAUGGGAGACGUUCUCGAAAAGUUAUGAGGACUCUGUGAAGUACAGACUGACGCGGAGGCUGAUGGAGCAGACACACAGACCGUUAUUCGGGGACAGAUGGGAAAGUGGGUCUGACUCGAGCGGAAGGUCCAGUCCCAAACUGAAAGACGGGAACCACUUGAAUGCCAGACACUACACAUCCUCAUCAGAGUCCAGGAACGAGAACGCAGAGGUCCUGGACUUCUGGAAGCCACAGGUGAAUGGAGAAGUUCACACAGAUACGAGUUCAGCCGGGGAAAGCGCUCUUCCCUUGGAAAAUGGUUAUAAAGAUAUAAAGAACGGACCAUCAGAAUCAAAUCUAAAACGGCGACAGAGACACCGGGCGCCCCGUUCAGAGCCCUGCUAUCCUGAUAAAGAGCUGGAUAGUGAUGAAUCUCAGCUAUCUCUAUCAAGAAAACCAUCCAGGACCAAGAGCCAACCACCGGGCAGCAAGGAGCGGAUGUCCAACCGUGAGAACAGACGGUCUUUCCAUCAUGACUGGGCAGAGAGGCACAUUGAGACCAGGGACAGAAGGACACCAAAUAUGAGAGUGUCUGUGUCCGCUGGAGAGAUACAUCGGGCAGACGUGGGUGUCCAGACAAGAAGAGAGGUCAAAAAAGGUGGACGAUCAUCAGAGCGCCGGCGGGCGAGAUCAGCUGACCUGGAGAAGUCCAGAAGAUCAGCCCUGAGUGUGACGGACGAGCGCUGGACGACUGAGUACAUGAGCUGCUUCUCUGCUCGACUGAGGUAGAGCCAGUUUAUAUCACUGAUGACGCCGCAAGAAAAGGAUCCAACAACU